This is a messenger RNA of Periophthalmus magnuspinnatus, 3832 nucleotides long. It is a transcript of the gene trim32, whose product is annotated as tripartite motif containing 32. Lineage: Eukaryota; Metazoa; Chordata; Actinopteri; Gobiiformes; Gobiidae. The transcript has 2 exons. The record is from RefSeq and is a predicted model, not a curated record. The coding region runs from base 147 to 2165 and encodes 672 amino acids. Gene Ontology annotation, molecular function: protein binding; zinc ion binding.
ACACACCCGGCAGUGCGUCCCGUGCGUAAAGGUCCAGCACUGCGGCUCUCGCACAAGCAGCUCCUUUAAGCAGCUGCAGUGACUCAAACUCAGCACGCCCUGCAGGGAUUAACGUGGAUCCAGCGCAUUUUCAGGAAAGGGUCACGAUGGCUGUGGAAUGCCCCCAACUGGACCCGGAUUUAAUGCGGGAGGUUCUUGAAUGUCCCAUCUGCCUGGAGACGUAUAACCAGGACCAACUGAGGCCCAAACUCCUGCAGUGUGGACAUACAGUCUGCCGGCAAUGUCUAGAGAAACUACUAGCAAAUACCAUCAAUGGUGUUCGCUGUCCAUUUUGCAGUAAAGUGUCCAGAAUGAGCAGCAUUUCCCAGUUGGCUGACAAUCUUACAGUGCUGAAAAUUUUGGAUUGUACUACCUCAUGUAGUGCUGCUGCUGCCGCUCUGAUGUGCAAGUCUUGCUGCACUCGUCUACCACGACAGUACUGUCAUGAGUGUGCAGUUGUCCUCUGUGAGCUGUGCAAAGCAGACGGUCACAUGCUUCAAGGCCAUAAUGUCCAACCAAUCAGAGUAGCUGCUGAGCAGCGGCGCAAAGAACUUGGUGCCAAACUUGAAUCUCUGCGAGAUGUCAUGGGUGAAAUCCAAAAGAAGAAAACAGUCAUUGAAAAUAUCUCCAAAACAUUGAGGUGUAAAUACCGAGCGGUUCAGCAGGACUAUGCCACGGCCGAGCUCCGCCUUCAAGAGGAGCUCGGUCGAUCUCGAAGGACUUUCACAGCCACAAUGUCAGAACUGGAAAAGACCAAUGGGCAGGUCCUUGAGGAGCAGACCUACUUACUUAAUAUUGCAGAAGUUAAAGUUGUGUCACGCUGUGACUAUCUGACAAUGCGGGUGAGGCAGAGUGAUACUGCUCUGCUAAAGGAAGAUGGCGGCAGCAGUGAUGAGGAUGAAGAACUGGAUAUUAAAAGUAGUUUACCCACUACAUUUAAUUUACAAGAGCCAGAGUUAGUUGUAAUAGAGCAGUCAAAAACCUUAGAAGUAGGAAAGUUAACGGCAAAAGCUUAUACUGUUAGCACAGCAGAUGAAGAAAGCACUUUAGACACGGCUUUAGAAGGCGCUGAGGGAGCGAUGGGGCCUUCAUUAGAUUUAUACAGAGAUGUGGAUAUGUCUGCAAGUGUAGACGAGGCUAUUUGUGGCUCACCUGCACAUUUUAAGUCCAAGUCUUUGGAUGCAGCAGAACCACCUGGAGGGACCAACAGCGAACUACCAGCCUGCCAGUUUGUGAAGAGGAUGGGCUGCAAGGGAACACUGCCUGGCCUGUUUAAUUUACCUGUGAGCAUUUGUGUAACACCACAAGGGGAAGUGUUGGUGGCUGACCGUGGCAACUACCGCAUUCAGAUUUUUAACCGCAAAGGAUUUCAGCGGGAAAUCCGACGCAAUGCCAGUAGUAUUGACAAUUUUGUUUUGAGCUUUUUAGGUGCGGACCUUCCUAAUCUCAUUCCGUUAUCCAUCGCUGUUACACCACAAGGACUCAUUGGGGUCACUGAUAAUUAUGACAACUCAGUGAAAGUCUAUACUAUGGACGGACAGUGUGUGGCUUGCCACAAGAACCAGCUGAUCAAACCCUGGGGCAUUGCUGCCAUGCCAACGGGGCAGUUUGUGGUGUCGGAUGUGGAAGGAGGCAAGCUGUGGUGCCUGGCAGUGGACCGGAACAUUGGUGUAGUCAGCUAUACUCGCUUGUGCUCUGCUGUACGCCCAAAGUUUGUGACGUGUGAUCCAAGUGGAACCGUUUACUUCACCCAGGGCUUGGCUCUGAAUUUUGAGAAACGCCACAAUGAGCCUCACCUGGAGGGGGGUUUCUCCAUCGGGUCAGUGGGUUCGGACGGCCAGCUUGGCAAGCAGCUCAGUCACUUUUUUUCUGAGAACGAGGACUUCCGCUGCAUCACUGGAAUGUGUGUGGAUAACAACGGCGACUUGUUGGUGACAGACAGUGGUCGAAAAGAAAUUCUUCAGUUUCCCAAAGAAGGUGGCUACAAAAUCCUCAUCCAGGAAGGACUAACCUGUCCCGUCGGAGUGGCCACUACUCAAAAAGGACAGCUGCUGGUUCUGGACUGUUGGGAUCACUGUGUCAAAGUGUACACAUACAUCCAGAGAAGGCACUCCUCCACCUCAUAGAAGCAUACAUCCACCCCAUAGACCGGUACAUCCACAUACAUCCAGAGAAGGCAUACAUCCACCUCAUAGACACAUAUAUACAUCCACCUCAUAGACACAUAUAUACAUCCACCUCAUAGACACAUAUAUACAUCCACCUCAUAGACACAUAUAUACAUCCACCUCAUAGACACAUCCCCCUCACAGAGUUUUAGUGGUUACUAUGACAGGGUAUAACAGGUGCAUUUGAAGUGUGUUGGCCAUAGUUUACACUGUUCUCAUUAAAUCUUUCUAUUCUAUUUUAGUGUAUGUGUGUUUACAGCAAAAAGAGCUACAACUUAACACAUCACAGCUAAAAGAGCUAAAAGAGCUAUUCAGGUGAAAGCUAAACAAGGCGUCAUGUGAUUCUCUGUCAUUCCUGGCUGGUUAUGCCUCGUUCCAGAUGUAUGUGUUUAUCGCUGAAUUAGAUUGGCUCUGUUUAAAAUACAUGGCAGACUGAGACGAACAUGUAUUUAUUUACUAUUUAUCAUGGCCUGUGAUGCACUUUAUUAUGGACAUAUCAUAAAAAGUGUCCUACCCAGAUGAGUAAAUAUCAAAAUGUUAACUGGAAUAAUGACGUAGGCUCGUGCGUCUUGUAGCCAUAUUAAAAUGUCUUGAGUACACGUACAACAGAUCAAAUAUUGCUUCUGUCUGAAGUUGAUGUUUGUUUUUGAAACAGCUGCACGAUUUGCAGACUUUUGGCUUUCACACAAAACAUGAAGUGUUCACCAGUUUGAGUAGCAACACUUACCUAAGCUGCUGAAGCUAUUUUAUUGAUUUUUUUCUUUCUUUAGUUUAUUGUUCGUUUAUCGUCUUGUGGGGCAUUUGAGUCUGACACUGACCUGCCAAACUUUAUUUUGCAACUUUAGGCUCAGAAAAGAAUCCCUCAGGUUUCACUUGACUUCCACAGUAUAUCACAAAACCACACACACAGAGUAUACCGCACACCCACACUACACCGCACAACCACAGUACACCACACCCCCGCAGGUUACCACACACACUCACACACACACACGCACUGGGGUUUGUUGCUGUUGGCAUUGAGCAACACUAAUAUUUAUGUUGGCUCUUGUUGAGUAUUUAUUAAAACUAAAUGAUAAACUUGGGAUAAGAGUUAGAUUCAUGUUUGCUCUCAUAUCUGUUAACUUAAUAAACUUACCCAAUAAAAUGUGUUUCACUACCAACUGUUAUUAUCUGAUGUAUCGACUUAACCGGAUUUUUGUUCCUACAAAUGGUUUUCACUAAUGACCUUAACCUUUAUGUUCUACCCUGAGCCUUUUCUUUGUUAUUUGAAAACUGUAAAAAGACGUUGCCCACGACUGUCCUCCUCUUUAGAGCUGCGUACAAAGCUACACAUAAUAAAGUGUCCUUUUGUCUGUUUAACACAUUGAGUCUCGUUUCAUGACCUGGAGAAACUCCAGACGUCUCUGAACUGUUCAAAUGUAUCGAUGCAACACAUCUCCAAACCAAACCGUCAUUCAGCUGUUACGUCUGAUACUUCUGUGAGUUUAAAACUGUCACAACUUUAUGUGUUAUUGUCAGAUAAUCCGAGUGCAAUAAAUACAUUACAACAUGAGAGCACUUUAUUUAUUCAGUGUCUUAAAACUAAUAGAUGUGUUAAUGAAAAUAAACUGGUGUGUUAAUGU